AGGAUCUAUAGACAACUAGAAACACCGCGGUGUUUGAUACAGAAAAAUAAAUAAAUAAGUAAAAUGAACAUACCUAUUGUAGUCUAUCGACAAGCAUUCUCGUGAACAUUCAUAAACGUUAGAGGUUAGAGGAGGUUAGAGGUUAAUGAUAGCAACGUUGCCUUUUGCGCUGAACUGUGGUUAUAUUUUUUGAUCUAAAAGUUAAAACUGCUUUAUUAUCAUUCUAAUUAUUUACUGCUUCUUGUGUUUAUAGAUAUUUACAAAGUUUCAUAAUCGUUUUGCACAGAAGUGAUAAAGAGAUAUACGAGAUGCAAAACUGGAGCAAGUGCAAUUCGACAUCAAAUUAGCAAAUUUUGUGUGUUUGAUUUUCUUUUUAUCAUUUUCUUAGUGUAAUAGUCCGAUUUUGUCUUUAUAAUUAACUUAAAAUAAUUGUGAAAAAUGGCCGAUGAAAAAUCUACGGUGCAAGAAUUCAAGUUGGAUCCGGACUGUGAACUGAGAUUCGAAGUAGAGAGCAAGAAUGAAAAAGUCACAUUGGAGUUAAAGAAUGGUCUGGCGGAAGUUUUUGGUACAGAAUUAGUGAAAGGAAAGAAAUACGAGUUUACCGCUGGUGCGAAAGUCGCAGUUUAUACUUGGCAAGGUUGUACUGUCGAAUUAAUUGGGAAAACAGACGUCAGCUAUGUGGCAAAGGAGACGCCUAUGGGUUUGUAUUUGAAUUGUCAUGCGGCGAUGGAACGGAUGAGAGAAACAGCGGAGAAGGAUGACACCAGAGGUCCAAUAACGAUGGUUGUUGGUCCUUGCGACGUGGGAAAAUCUACACUUUGUAGAAUACUAUUGAAUUACGCCGUUAGGAUGGGGAGAAGACCGAUCUUCGUCGAUCUUGACGUCGGUCAGGGACACAUAGCGAUACCUGGCACUGUAGGUGCUUUAUUGGUAGAACGACCGUCCAACAUAGUGGAAGGUUUCAGCCAGCAAGCUCCACUAGUGUUCCAUUAUGGACAUAAAUCGCCACAGACCAAUGUAGCGUUGUACAACCUACUUGUAACGCGUUUGGCAGAAGUCUGCUCUGACAGAUUACAAGCCAACAAGAAGGCCAAAGCAUCAGGGAUCGUUAUAAAUACGUGUGGCUGGGUCAAAGGAGACGGGUAUAAGUUACUUACGCAUGCCGCACAGGCGUUCGAGGUGGAUGCGAUUCUGGUACUAGAUCAGGAGAGACUCUACAACGAAUUGGUGAGAGACAUGCCGGACUUCGUUAAGGUGGUCUUUUUGCCGAAGAGUGGCGGAGUCGUCGAGAGAAGCGCGGCGCAAAGAACCGAAGCGAGAGAUCAGGGUGUUAGGGAAUAUUUCUAUGGUUCUCGGACUCCGUUGUAUCCACAUAGCUUUGAGGUGAAGUGGAGUGAAGCGAGAUUAUAUAAAAUCGGUGCACCGGUUCUACCGGCAUCCUGUAUGCCAUUAGGCAUGAAAGCGGAGGACAAUCUUACGAAAUUGGUGGCCGUUACAUUGGGACCCAGUUUGCUCCAUCACUUGCUGUCCGUUUCCUUCGCCGAUUCUCCCGAGGAUGAUGUCGUACAAACUAACGUAGCUGGAUUCGUCUGUGUGACUAACGUGGAUGUCGAAAGGCAGACAUUUACAGUACUUAGCCCACAACCUAGGCCACUACCAAACACGGUGCUAUUACUGUCGGAUAUACAAUUUAUGGAUAGUCAUUAGUCAUAUAAAUGAUUUUCUAAAUACUAGAUACUAUAAAUGUGAUAAAGGUAAACAGCAAAAUAAAAUUUUUUUAAAUAAAAUUAUAAAUUUAUGACAUUAACAUGUCGCAAAUUUACAGUGCAAAAAUAAAUCAUGUAACUUUCUAUAAAUAAAUUUGUAAGCAUUUGUAUUAUUUAAGUAUUUAUAUUUGUGUUAAUAUUUGUAUAAUUAAAAAAUAAAACCAGAAAA
Molecule: messenger RNA, 1935 nt
Organism: Solenopsis invicta (red fire ant)
Lineage: Eukaryota; Metazoa; Arthropoda; Insecta; Hymenoptera; Formicidae
Gene: cbc
Product: protein CLP1 homolog
Exons: 3
Coding region: 439-1707 (422 amino acids)
Biological process (GO): tRNA splicing, via endonucleolytic cleavage and ligation
Cellular component (GO): nucleus; mRNA cleavage factor complex
Molecular function (GO): polynucleotide 5'-hydroxyl-kinase activity
Source: RefSeq, a predicted model, not a curated record